AUGACAGUUAAAAUUAUUUGUCAACACUGUCGAUAAAAGUUUCAGUAAUCGCGGCACGCAUGCUUGUUCACAUCAGUUGUUGUGUGUCACACGGAGACUAUGGCACAAUCUAACCCUUCUUUGUAUCGCUGGAAGAGAUUGACCGCUCCUAAGCCAUCGACUACAACGUCUAAGAAAGUGACCAAUAAUGAUGACAUCCAAGACUGGAUCAAGAAAGUACAAGAGGCAUCAGAUAGAGCAGCAGCAGUCACCUUUGGCCAUCGUUACACUGGUGGGAGCCAUGGUAACAGUAUGUCUACUGCCAUGGCAACAGUUGAUGCACUACAUGAUCAUGAUGAAGCUUACACUGAAGCUCAAGAUUUAUUGAAUCAUGGAUGAGUGAUAAGUGUAUCCUUGACGAUGAUGCAGAGGAAGAAUAUGACUAUGAUUCCCCAUCACCUAGGAGACAACCUCCCACAAAGAGUGAAGUGAAAAGACAUUGGGAUAAUUUAUUAGAAGUUGAGGACCCAGGGUUUGCUUAUCCAUAUACGGGAGUCUCUCCGAUGCUGUGGCCCGGGAAAUUGAAGAACGAGAUGAUGAUGCAUUUGUAGAUAAUAUAUUACAAGGCUUAAUGGAUAAACCAGUCAUUGAAGAAGAUUUCUAUCAAGAUUUAGGAUUAGAUGAUUCUAAGAAGAAAAAAGGAAGAGAUCCUACAGUAUCUAUGCAUGUCAGGCAUCAAAAGGUUAAAGAAAAUCGAGAAAGAAGAACAAAAGAAAGAGAAAAACAGCUCAGAGAAAAACAGAGACAAAAAGAUGCUCACUAUCAGGCUCAGCAAAUUGUGUUGAAAGAAGAACGAGACAAAGCACUGAAGAACAAGAAAGAAGACUCUCUUAUUCAACAGGAGAUGACCAAAAUAAGAAAAGAAAUGGAAGAACAGAGACAACUAACAGAGGAAGCAAAACGAAGGGAGCGAGAGAGUAAAGAAGCAGAGAGAGAAAAGAUGAGAUUAAAACGUGAAAGACAACAGAUGGAUAUGGAAAUGAAACGGAUACAGUCACAAAGAAUGGCAGAAAAAGAACACACUGAAAUGAAAAUCAGACUCGAAGAAUUAAAGGCACAGAAAGCAGCAGAAGACAUAAAGUCCUUGCAAAGACAUUUCUCAGCCUGGUAUAAAUUAAUUGUCAAUAGAAGACUACAGAUGGGUAAGGCAAGGGCACUAGGAGAUUGGCGAUGUCUUGUCAGAUCCUGGAAUGGGUGGAGGGCUUAUGUUAGGCAUAAACAGAUGAAACGAGAAGAACGGGAAACACAUCUAUAUCUUCAACAGUCUCAUAGGAAUAAUAUACUAUCAGUUGAACACUACCGACACAAUGUUUUGAAGAAAUGCUUUUCAGCUUGGCAGCUGUUUGUACUUCAAGAGAGGCAGGACAGGGAGUUAACAGAAAGAAAACAUGAAACAAGGAACAAAAUGGAUGCAUUUCUAGCAGCAGCAGCCUCUGGGAAACUAUGGUCUAAUAGGGGUGAUGGAGACAAACUGGUUGUGGAUGAUGUUGAAACAAAUAACAGUGCUUCUCAUAGGCCAGAUUCAACAAGGCGAAAACUUGAUGCAUUGUUUGAUCAGCCUGUACGAAAACCUCAGUCACAUUCCAUUCCAAGUACUUCCAGGAGUGACCUCUCCAUUCCAGACUCUCAUCCAAGAAGAUCUCAGUCAGAUACCGCCUUAUCAACAAGAUCGGAUAACAGUGGGAGUAGCAGUAGUACCUCGAAUAAUACCAAGAAGAAAAUAAAAUCUGAAACCAACUUUGUCAAAAGUAUGGAAGAAAGAGCUGCACGAAUAGCACAGAGGAAAACUGAAGCUGAGAGAAGAAAAAGGCAGAGAGAGGAUGAAAAACUGGCUAGAAUAAGAGAGGAAGAGGCAAAGAGACUUGCUGAAGAGGAAGAAGAAAGGAAAACUAAAUUAGAAAGAAUUAGAGAAGAAAGACGCUUAGCAAAACAGAGAGAACUUGAAAAACAACAGCGACUUGAAUACAUCAAUAGACAAAAUAACAAAGCAGAUGAACACUAUAGACAAACACUAUUACGCAACAAAGGAAUAAAACCCUGGAUAAAAUUAAUAAAUAUUUCAAAACAAAACAUGCAAGUUGCUGUUGAUCAUUGUAAUACACAGUUACUAUGUCGAUGUUUUAUGCCAUGGAAGGACAUUGCACAGGAGAUAGUAAGAGAGAAAGAAAUGAUGGCUGAUGAAUUAUAUAAAUAUAUACUCGCUAGAAGGGCGUUUUCUUCCUGGAGAAAAUACGGUCAUCUACAGUCCAUUCAACUGCAGAAAGCAAGAAGACAUUUUGCAUACACAGCUACAGUCAAAUACUUUAAAUUAUGGCAGGAUUUUGUAACUGAGGAGAGAGUAGAAUUCAUGAGAAAAGACGAGAUGGCCAUGGACCACAGUGAAUAUCGAAUAAUGAAGACUGCAUUCAUAACAUGGAGAGAAUAUCCCAAAACCAUCAAAUUGCUGAGAGAGAAGGAAAAACGGAGAUCAGAAAUGAGGAAGAAAGUCCAAUCCCUGUUACCAGACUUUGGUUCAUGAAUACGUUAAUUAGUCCUCGUCAUUUUAAAAUUGGGGACUUAGGGAUUGACCUGUUUAUCAAAACUUUUAUUGCUAAAAAUGUAUUUUAGAUCAGAUUUAAAAUGCCUGAAUGCAAAUACUGUAAAUAUGCAUAAAUACAUGUACAUGUUAUCAUACAUAAAGUUAUAGUACCAAAUGUAUAUUGACAACAGUGAUGAUGGGUUCCUAGCAACCAAGUUAAAAACAUAAUUUUUUCUCAUAUUUUUACCUCUGCUAUCAUCAAAAAUUGAUUAUUGUGCACAAUUGUGCUUUGGGG
Messenger RNA from Saccoglossus kowalevskii, 2852 nucleotides. RefSeq names its product coiled-coil domain-containing protein 191-like. The record is from RefSeq and is a predicted model, not a curated record. NCBI's taxonomy places the organism in Eukaryota, Metazoa, Hemichordata, Enteropneusta, Harrimaniidae.